AUGGAUACAGGCUCGGGCAUGCUUUCGGUGUUUUCCAACAGCCAAGGCACAUCCCUUUAUUCGUCUUCCUGGACACCGACAACCUCUGGUCAAUACGCCGGCACAUGCAUCUUCCUGAUUAUUCUGGCCAUCAUAAGCCGCCUUCUCGCUGCCUUUAAGGUGGCCAUGGAACGCAAAUGGCUGGCAAUCGCACUUAAUCGACGCUAUGUGGUAGUCGCAGGCAAGAAGCAAGAGGCAGACUCCAGCAACAGCGAUCCGGAUUCUGUCAACACUGCUCUCCUUACAACUCAAGGGGCCCAAGAGAAUGUCAAGGUAGUCCGCCGAGUUUCUCACGGUCCGCAACCCUGGCGAUUCAGCGUCGACUUGCCCCGAGCACUGCUCUUUCUUUGCAUCAUAGGUGUCAAUUAUCUACUGAUGUUGGCAGUCAUGACCAUGAACAUCGGCUAUUUCCUCUCGACUCUGGCUGGUGCGUUCAUCGGCGAAUUGGCAGUGGGCCGGCACAUUGAGUGGGGUGAGCAUUAG
Molecule: messenger RNA, 522 nt
Organism: Talaromyces rugulosus
Lineage: Eukaryota; Fungi; Ascomycota; Eurotiomycetes; Eurotiales; Trichocomaceae
Exons: 2
Coding region: 1-522 (173 amino acids)
Biological process (GO): copper ion transmembrane transport; intracellular copper ion homeostasis
Cellular component (GO): plasma membrane
Molecular function (GO): copper ion transmembrane transporter activity
Source: RefSeq, a predicted model, not a curated record